This is a messenger RNA of Electrophorus electricus (electric eel), 8071 nucleotides long. RefSeq names its product obscurin like cytoskeletal adaptor 1a (gene obsl1a). Lineage: Eukaryota; Metazoa; Chordata; Actinopteri; Gymnotiformes; Gymnotidae. The record is from RefSeq and is a predicted model, not a curated record. Gene Ontology annotation, molecular function: protein binding.
UUUAGGAGAGUGAGGGGGCAGCUGUGAAGGAGUUCAUUGGGCCGACAGAAGCCCGGUGUGACUAUGGACAAAGUAACUCAGCCACCAUUGGUGACGUGGACCACAGGGAGAGCCUGUGUGCACACAGAGUGAGGUUGCUGUGAGGCCCCGACACACACACACACUCGUCCAGCUGAGCAAGUCAUCGUGAACUGAGCGUACCUCUCGGACUUACUGAAGACCAAAACACUGGAGCUCCAGCCCAGGUCCACGUGUGUGAACACUAUCUCUGACAACCUACGAACCACAGCGGGAGUGAAAGGUCAACCUGACUGAAGAAAAGAGGCUGAUAUUGGGGUCAAUAUCCUCUUAGGCUUCAGAGGAAGUUGUGAAGAGCGCAGAGUGGUAUGUAGUAAAGGAAGACGAGACAGCUUAACCUGAGUGACGAUCGCGCUCUGUCAGAGUGUCACUGUGUGGAGGGUUAGGGGAGGGCAGCAGCUAUGGAUGUCUUUGGUGGGGCCCCUCGUGUACUUGCCUACCCACGACCAAUUCUGGUGAAAAUUGGCUCGGACGUAGUCCUCAAGUGUCAGAUCAGUGGAGACCCCCAACCGGAUGUGGUGUGGGAGAGAAAGAACGAACCUGUUAUCCCCGGGGGGCGCUACAUCCUUGCCCAGGAUGGCAAAGUUUACACCCUCUCCAUCGUCGGGGUAAUUCUGGAAGACGCGGGACAGUACAUCUGCAGAGCGAAGAACUGCAUCGGGGAAACAUACGCGGCGGCUACUUUGAAAGUGGAGGAGGAAAGUCCAGAAGUUCAGCCAACACGGCCCCCGCACACAGACGAGCAGGAGGUUCAAGUGAUUCCACCAGAACAGAAUUUACAGGAUGUUAAGCAGGCACGACAGCCACAGCCAGAGAGGGAGGACAGCCUGUCUCAUGGCAACAAGCCUCACUUCCUCAUCAAACCCCUCUCCCUAAGAGUAGAUCGAGGUGAAGAUGCCGCCUUCUCUUGCAAGCUUUGGGGGAAGCCCUUACCACAGGUGGUGUGGGAAAAAGACGGCAAGCACCUCAAGGAAAUCUACGAGAGCUCGCACUUCCGCGUCGACCAGCAGGACGGGGGCUGGUUCCAGCUGAAGAUCUUCCGGACGAGGGCCCCUGACGCAGGCGUGUACACCUGCAGGGCAGCAAACGAGCACGGGGACACCGUGGCCGGGGCUGUGCUGCUGGUGGAAGCCGUGCCGGAGAGCAGGGCCGACGCCCACCGAUACGGCUACACCAAUGGUCACUGGUCCCCACAGCAGAGCAGAGACAAGCACCCAAGAGCAAAACAUUCCAAAGACGCUUACCUCAACGUGGCCAAAGCCAAGAAGUUCACCAUCACAGAGGGCAAGCACGCCAAGUUCCGCUGCUAUGUCACAGGCAAACCCAAACCAGAGAUAGUAUGGAAGAAAGACGGAGAGCCAGUGGAGCCCGGACGGCGCCACCUACUGUUUGAGGACAGGGAGGGGUACUACACCUUGAAAGUGCUUUACUGCAAGCAACAAGACACAGGGCUCUACAUCUGUGCUGCGUCCAAUGCGCUGGGGAACACACUGAGCGCUGUGAACCUCAUUGUUAAAGGGCCUAUGGUGCGGUUCAAGCGGGGCUUGCAGGAUGUGGAGGUGAGGGAGCGGGAUGUCGCUGUGUUGGAGUGUGAGGUUCCGGAAGAGUCCAUGCCCAUUGCCUGGUACCUGGAGGACCUCAGGCUGCACCCCAGCAGCAAAUACGGCAUGGAUCAGAAGGGCACAAGGCGAAGGCUCACCAUCCGUGAUGUGGGCAUCGACGACGACGGAGUCUACCUGUGUGAGAUGCCCGACGGCGGGAAGAGCAUAGCUGAGCUGGCUGUUAAAGGUACAAUCGUGAAGAAGCUUCCUCGUAGGCUGGAGGUGCUAGAAGGUGAGAAUGCUGCUUUCUGUGUGGAGGUCGAGGAGGAGGAGAUGGAGGUGUUCUGGUUCAAAGACGGCCUGCAACUGCGAGAGACGCACCAGACCAUCAUCAAGUCCUUUGGGAAAACCCACAUCCUGGUCUUCGUCAACAGCUCUUACCAAGACUCCGGCACAAUCACUUUCAUCGCAGGCAGAUCGAAGACAAGCUCCAAGCUGCGUGUCAAAGCAAUCAAACACUGCCCCCCCAUCUGUCCUGUGGGGGUCCAGAUAAGGACGGACAGCCCAAACAGCGCCAUUCUGUCGUGGUCACCCUCCCCCAACCUGCAGAGCUCCAGCAAGUCGGUGUACGUCCUGGAGCGGCAGGAAGCCGGAUCGCAGGAUUGGCAACGCUGCCUCACCAUUGAGACUGGCACCUCUGCCGAGAUCCUGGGCGACGGUGUGCCGUGCGAGGGUGACUACCGCUUUCGGGUCUGCUGCAUGAACAAAUAUGGCCGAAGUGGGCACGUGGAGUUCCCUGGAGCAGUGCAUCUGGUCCCAGGUCCAAAGAUCAAAACCCCAAUGAAGAACACUGUGGUAACGGAGGGUGAGGAUGCUGUGUUCUCCAUCGAGCUCUCGACCUCCAUGGUGGGAACCUGGUUCCUUAACAGCACUCAGCUGCAGCAAGGCGAGCAUUUCGACCUCAGCCAGUCCCAGAACCUCCACGCCCUGCGGAUCCGAAGCAUCCCGCGUGUGUACAAUGGAGCCGAGAUCACCUUCAUCGCCACAGGGGUCCGCGACUCCGCAACCCUGCACGUGCAAGCUGCUGCGGUGAAGUUCGUCCCUCUGCCAGAGGCGGACAGCAACAAACGUGUUGAAGCAGGAAGCCCCAUUGUGCUGUACUGCGAGGUCUCGCACCCUGUUAGUGCUGUGCGCUGGUUCAAAGAUGGGAGGGAGCUUCUCCAAGAGGACGGCUUGAAUAUCCAAUCGGAUGGCAAUAUGAGGAGAAUCGUCAUCCAGUCAUCAGAGUAUUCCCACUCUGGAGUGUACACCUGCCAAUCAAAUGAUGAUGUCAUCACUUUUAAUGUGGAUGUUAAAGCCCCACGGGCCAUGUUUGAGAGUCUGACAGAGUCAGAGUGGACCAGGUCCGUGGACAUCGGCCAUCCCAUAGUCCUCCACUGCGAGGUAUCAGACCCGCAGGCGGAUGUUUGCUGGUUCAAGGAUGGGGAACCCAUCUAUCCCCACAGUGGGACAGACAUCCAGGCAAAAGGCAAUGUGAGGACACUAGUGAUCGAUGAAGCUGGUUUCCUUCACUCUGGCUCAUACACCUGUCAGUCUGCAGAUGAUGUGGCUGUGUUUCAGGUGGACGUUACAGGUCCCCCGGUGUCAUUUAAGGACAUCCCAGAAGACGAGAGGCACAAGAUCACCACAGAGCUGGACCCUGUGGUGUUGCACUGUGAGCUGUCCCAGCCAGACGUCGAUACCCGCUGGCUGAAGGAUGGCCUGGAGGUGCUCCCCGGGGACAACAUCACCAUCCAGGCGGAGGGAACCAUGCACAGGCUCAUCCUCCGCUCAGCGGAGCUGGCAGAUGCGGGAACUUACACGUGCCAGGCGGGAGAUCACACCAUGUCCUACACUGUCUAUAUCAAAGAACCGCCAGUGACGAUCGUGGACCCGAAAGACGACGUCCGUUUGGACCACUACGUCUCUGAGAAGAUCGUGCUGAGCUGUGAGCUCUCUCGCACAAACGGAGAAGCAACCUGGUUUAAGGAUGGCCUGAAGGUCCAGGAGAGCCAGAACGUCCGUCUGAGCACUGAGGGCCCAUACCGGAGGCUUAGCAUCCCGUGCGCCUCUGUGUGGGACACGGGGGAGUACAUGUGUGACACAGGCGGCGACUCCGUUAUCUUCCAGCUGUGUGUCACAGAGGCCCCGGUGCGCUUCGUGCUCCCGAGCCAGCCAGAGGUGAAGGUGAGCCUGCUCAGCUCAGAGACUCUGGUUCUCAGCUGCCAGAUCUCAGAGGCAGAGGCUCAGGUCUGCUGGUACUGCGAUGGUGUGGAAGUGGAGGAGAGUGACAGGCUCCUCCUAGAGGAAGAUGGGCCUCAUCGCAGGCUGAUCAUACCCAGCACUACCAUAGACGACUCCGCCGAGUACGUGUGCGAAACCCGCGACGACGCCGUGACCUUCUGGGUGAAAAUAGAAGAGCCUCCUGUAAAACUGUCAUGCUCUAAGAAGACAGGCAGUGUCAUACAGAGUUUUGCCGGAGACCCGCUGUUCCUGGAGCUGCAGGUUUCUCGUGAGAACGCGGAGGUGUGCUGGAUGAAGGAUGGAGUAAAGGUGGAGGAGGACAGUGAUGUCACUGUCACCGUGGAAGGCCUUGUCCGAAAACUGACUCUCUGGUCCCCAACGCCUGCAGACUCCGGUCUGUACACCUGCAAUGCAAUGGACGACGCCGUGGACUUCCACGUGAGAAUCAGCGAGGCUCCACUGAUGAUCCUGAACAAGCAUGAGAUUAAGACAGAGCUCAAGGCUUUGCUGUCCGACGACAUUGUGUUAGAAUGUGAGCUGUCCAGGCCCAAUGGGGCAGUCAGGUGGUACAAAGAUGGAGACCACAUUGAGGAAAAUGAUCGCUUCUGUUUUGAGGAAGAGGGGGCUUUCAGAUCCCUGGUGAUCCUCUGUGCAGAGCCGGAGGACUCUGGGAAAUAUUUCCUCGAUGCAAAGGAUGACAGCAUUUCAUUUCAGGUCACUGUGCAAGAGCCACCUGUGAAGAUUCUGGGAAAUUCAGGCCAGUCCGACUACCAGGAAAUGUUAGCAGGUGACGACCUUAUCCUGGCAUGCGAGGUGUCACGAGAAAACGCGCCAGUGCAGUGGCUUUUCAACGAGACUGCUCUGCUGUCUGACUCGCGCAUGCACAUCGAGAGCUACGGCACACUACGUAAACUCAUCGUGUCAAAUGUCCAGCCCUCCGACUCAGGCACAUACACGUGUGACGCAGUCGAUGACAAAAUGGUGUCCUCCGUCAAAGUACAAGCAUCUCUGCUUCCUCCAGAGCCCCCUGUGGAGUUUCUUAACAAGGAAGAGCCAGUCCAGCUGACGGGCUACGAGGCAGAAAGCAUCACCCUGACGGCCACAGUGUCCAGGCCCAACGCCCCGGUGCGUUGGCUGAAAGACUGGACGCCUGUGGAUGGGGAACGCUUCCAUGCGACAGCUCAGGGCCUGACGCGCACACUCACGAUCAGCCCCCUGAAGAGGCUGGACAGCGGCGAGUACACCUGCGACGCCAACACGGACGAGCUCCACUUCAGCCUGCUGGUCAAAGAGAUGCGUAUUAAGUUUCUGAAGCCGCUGUUCGACAGCGUGGCUCACAAGGACGGCAUGGUGACCCUGCGCUGCGAGGUGAACAAACCCAAAGCCGACGUGCAGUGGCUGAAGGACGGCACAGAGGUCAUGCCCAGCCGCCGCUUCUCCAUCCGCGCCGACGGGAUGGAGCGGAGCCUCACCAUCCACCGCCUCAGCAAGGAGGAUGCUGGAGAAUACACCUGCGAGACGCGGGACGACUGCACCAGUGCCAGAAUCAGGGUGGAGAUGCCCCGCGUGGUGGAGUUCCUCACGGAGCUCCACAACACCACUGUGAUGGAGGGGGAGGACGCUGCCUUUAAGUGCGUGGUGUCCCCGGACGACGUGCAGAUGCUCUGGUUCAUGGACGACGAGAUGAUCCAAUCCAGCGGGCGUUUCACGAUUGAGCAGAAUGGCCUGUGUCACACGCUGCUCAUCCAUAACGUGCAGAUGCUCGAUGCCUCCCGCAUCACAGCAGAGGCAGAAGGGCUGACGUCUAAGGCCAGCCUCCGGGUGCAGGAGGCUCAGGUGCUGUUCACCAAGAAGAUGGAGGUGGUGAUGGCGGAGGAGUUUGGCGAGGCGACGCUGGAGACGGAGGUGAGCCUGGAGUCCGGGGAGGUGCAGUGGAUGCGUCAGGGUGUGGUCAUCCAGCCUGGCCCGCGCCACUCACUCUCCCAGAGCGGUCGCUCCAGGAUCCUCAGGAUCACAGGCCUCAGCAUGUCCGACCGCGGCACCUACCGCUGCGAGACCCUCCACGACCGCACGCAGGUCAAACUCAAUGUGGAGCCCAGGAAGAUCACCAUAUGGAAGGGGCUGACAGACAUUGAGACGUUCGAGAGGGAGACAGCCUCACUUGAGGUGGAGUUAUCUCACGCAGACGUAAAAGGUGUUUGGCAGAAGGACGGCCUGAGGGUCAAACCCAGCAACAGCUUUCGGGUCAGUGCCAACGGACGCGUGCACAGCCUCACGCUCACCAACCUGACCCUGGAGGAUUCCAGCACCAUCACCUUCUCCGCCGAGGGGGUCAGGACCUCCGCCCAGCUGCUAGUGAAAGAGACUCCCGUGGCAAUCCUGAAGAAGCUGUGUGACGUCAGGCUCGAGGAGGGCUCGCCCAUCACCCUGGAGUGCGAGCUGUCCAGGCCAAACGUGAAUGUCAGAUGGUUGAAGAACGGGUCAGAGGUCAAGGCAGAUAAGGGCUCCAGGGUCUUCAGCAUAGGCCGCAGGCGUUGUCUACAGAUCGCCCAGAGCACCAUGGGCGACUCUGGCCUCUACACCUGUGACAUUGGAGACCUGCAGACCUUCUGCAAAGUCGAGAUCUACGAGCGGGAGCUGGAGGUGGUCACCGAGCUGGAGGACCUGUACAUUAAGGAGGACCAGAAUGCCGUGUUCAUGUGUGAAGUGUCUCUGGAGGACGUGCCUGGAGACUGGUACAAGGACGGUCACAGAAUCCGGCCCAGCGACACCGUGAAGAUUCGCACGGAAGGCACAAAGCACUUCCUCCUGAUAUGUAACGUAAGGACAGAGGAUGCUGGGGAGAUCAAAUUUGUCUCCAAACAAGUCGAAUCGGCUGCCUAUCUUAGUGUCCAAGAGUUGCCCGUGAGUAUCGUACGGGGGCUGAGAGACCGCACGGCCCUGGAGAAGCACCGGCUCAUCCUGGAGUGCACCACAUCCUCACCACGCUGCGCCGUCCGCUGGUACAAGGGCGACGAGGAGCUUGAGCCCUCCGAGCGCAUGGACUUCAUCAGCGAGGACUGCUGCCACAAGCUGGUCAUCCACCAGGUGGCGAUAGAGGACGAGGGAGCCUACAGUAUCGAGGUGGGCGAGCACCUGUCCACGGCCAAGCUGAUGGUGGAAGCCCAGUCCAUCAUCUUGGUGAAGGAGCUAGAAGACGUGGAGGUGAGCUCUCCGGAUCCGGCACGCUUCCGGUGCGAGGUGUCUGUGCCCCUCAUCAAACCCCCUGUCUGGACCCUGAAUGGGGAGACACUGCAGCCGGGAGCCGAAGUCCGUCUGGAGAGCAAGGGGACGGUCUACAACCUCACAUUCACGAAGACCAGCUCAGACAUGAGUGGUACGGUUCAGUUCACCACAGGGAAAGCCAGAAGCAGUGCAAUGCUGAGGGUGAUGUAGAGAGAUGUAUUGUAAGAGGGUGUGUGAGAAGGUGUGUGAAGGUGUGUGGUGUUGGAGGAGAGCGAUAGCAGACACAGGCAGUAGCAGUCUCAACAUUAGCCAGCCGCUAGCGCUAGCGCCCUUUGACUCUGUGGCUCUCAACCUUUAAAGACAAAAAACAAGUGUCUCUGUAUCCGUAUCUUUGCAUGUCUAUGUAGAGGCCCCAGUCAGAGCACUUUUACUGUAGCGCGUCUUGGGCUCAAGAUGACUGAAUGCAUUUGGUGUGGUUCUGAUAGCAAUGAAUUAAAAUGCUGAUUAAAAAGGAGAAACUAACUUAAGCUAAAGGAACAAAGAAAAGUAAGGAAACAUCAGAAUACAGUUAAAACAAGAACACAUGGUGCCUCUACACAACAGCAGUAUGGAGGCUUUCUGUGGAAGAAAAUGUUAACAGAAGAUCAUUUUAUGUCUGAUUUGUAUCAAAUGAUUUUGUAGUAUUUAUCAGUAUAUAAAGUGCAGGGGAAAGUAAUCUGAACAAAGAUCUCAGUUAAAUUGGAGAGAUGCACAUGGCGUUAUGUUUUCUAUCCAUCUGAAAUGAAAAUAGUGUGUUGACUUAUUUUGUUAAUUAGUGCAAAUGCUCACUAUAUCAGCAACAUUACGGAUCAAAACCUGCAGUACAGAAACUGAUAUAUGUUUAUGCCAGAUAAUAGAUUUGCAUACAUCACAAUCUGAACAAAUAAACAUUUAUAUUAAACGUG